Messenger RNA from Rotaria sordida, 243 nucleotides. The record is from the annotation of a GenBank genome assembly. NCBI's taxonomy places the organism in Eukaryota, Metazoa, Rotifera, Eurotatoria, Philodinida, Philodinidae.
AUGACUGAAACAAAUAAAUCAUUAAAAGAUAUUGAAAAAGAAGAUCUUAAGGGACAAUCAUUACAAGGUCCAAGUACAGCAAAAGAAGUUUAUCGUUAUCUUCAAGCAAAUAAUUUAUUAGAUCGAUUUCCAUUAUUUCGUGAUGCUCAUCUCAUUUGUGAACACAAAAUUAAACCACAAGUAUUUAUUGAUAAUUUAGGUGCACAUCCAGAAUUCGAACAAAAAACUCAAAAACGAUUAUAA